CGGCUCACAAAAUUACCUCUCUCUCCUCUCCAUCAUCAUCUCAGAGAUUACUCCAAUAACACAAAGAUUUGGUGACCAAAACAACUAUUACUUGCAGUGGUUCAACCUCUCUCCCUAUUCUCUCUCUUUCUCUUAUGACUACGCAUAGCCAUAUGUAAUGAUAAGAGAGGUUGAUACUUACAACUAAGAAACCAUGACUUUCAACCGAAGCAACCUCUUCUCAUUAUUCCUCCUCCACCUUCUAGUCCCCACACAAGUCCAAGCUCUCAACACUGAUGGUGUUCUUUUGCUAUCUUUCAAAUACUCUAUCCUCAAUGACCCUCUCUCUGUUCUACGCAACUGGAACUAUGACGAUGAAACACCAUGCUUGUGGACAGGUGUCACAUGCACAGAGCUUGGGAAACCCAGCACACCAGACAUGUUCAGAGUCACAAGCUUGGUACUUCCCAACAAACACCUUCUUGGCUCCAUCGCUCCGGACUUGUUCUCCAUCCCGCAUCUAAGGAUCUUGGAUCUGUCCAGCAACUUCUUCAACGGGUCACUCCCAGACUUAAACGCCACUGAGCUUAGUAUCAUCUCCCUUGGAAGCAACAAUCUCUCUGGUGAUUUGCCUGCGAGUAUCAACAGUGCGACAAACCUCCAGCUCCUGAACCUCUCUUCCAACGCAUUCACCGGAAAACUACCGCCCAGCCUCUCACUUCUGAAGAAUCUAACGGUCGUUUCCUUGACAAAGAACUCCUUCUCAGGAGAUAUUCCGGGUGGUUUCGAAGCUGUACAAGUUCUUGACCUUUCUUCAAACCUUUUAAACGGCUCUCUCCCUCCGGACUUGGGAGGGAGAAGCUUGCAUUACUUGAGCUUAUCACACAACAACGUCUCCGGGGUGGUUCCUCCAGGGUUUGCAGACAAGUUUCCAGCAAACGCUACAAUCGACCUCUCCUUCAACAACCUAACAGGCCCAAUCCCUAGCUCCCUCUCUCUACUUAACCAAAAGGCAGAGUCUUUCUCUGGUAAUCCAGAGUUGUGUGGGAAACCAUUAAAGACCCUUUGCUCAAUCCCUUCAACUCUUUCAAACCCUCCAAACAAACCUGAAAACACUUCACCUGCUAUAGCUGUCAAGCCAAGAAACUCAGCUCCUCCAACAAACUCAUCAACAGAGUCACCAAACCAAACUGUGAAAAGCAAGCUAAAGCCAAGCACCAUCGCCGGAAUCAUUGUUGCAGACAUAGUUGGUCUAGCUAUCAUAGCUCUCUUUGUCCUCUACGUUUACCAAGUCAGGAAACGAAGAAGGUCCCCAGAGUCCAACACUUUCAGCCUCUUCACAAUCUGUCUAGACAAAAACGAAGCCAAGAAAUCAAAACCAAGCGUCGUCAUGGAGGUCAACGUCACAGAAUCACCAGAUGCUAAAACGGCUUGUGGCUCGUGCAUCAACGGAGGAAGGUACGACGAGACGUCGACGUCAGAGAGCGACGUAGAGAAUCAGCAAACCGUUAAGGCAUUUGAUCGAACAGAUGGUGGGCGGCGACUGAAACAGAGCACUCAAACGCAACUAAUCACAGUCGACGGAGAGACUCGGCUGGAUUUGGAUACUCUACUAAAGGCUUCUGCUUACGUAUUGGGAACUAACGUAAGUAGAAUCGUGUACAAGGCGGUUCUUGAAAACGGCACGGCUUUCGCGGUGCGGAGGAUAGAAACAGAGAGCUGUGUGACGACGAAAGUUAAGGAAUUUGAGCGGGAGGUUCGUGUUAUCGCUAAGCUUCGACAUCCGAAUCUCGUUAGGAUUCGUGGGUUCUGCUGGGGAAACGACGAGAAGCUUCUAAUUUCUGACUUUGUUCCUAACGGUAGCCUUCUUAGCUCAUUCAACGCGACUAAGUCAAGCGCAAGCUCGUCUACGCCGUCUAUGCAACACCCACUUUCUUUCGAGGCACGGCUCAAGAUAGCUAAAGGAAUGACACGUGGACUAUCUUACAUCAACGAGAAGAAACACGUGCACGGUAACAUCAAGCCCAAUAACAUUCUCUUGAACUCUGAGAAUGAGCCAAUCAUCACCGAUCUUGGUCUAGACCGCCUCAUGACACGGGCGCGUGAGCCUCACACCAAUGGACCAACUUCGAGCUUACCUUGCUACCAGCCACCGGAAAGGAGUACAAGCGAGAAGCCAAACCCUAAGUGGGACGUUUAUUCCUUCGGCGUCAUUCUAUUAGAGCUUCUCACAGGGAAAACUUUUUCGGUUGAACAAGAUGUAGAUCAGUGGUCAGAGUUACUCCACGGUUCUGAAGCUGAAGAGAAAGGGCGGUUCUUGAGGUUAAUCGAUGGUUCGAUUAGAAGCGAAGUAGCUCGGCACGAAGAUGCUGCAAUGGUGUGUUUUAGGUUAGGGAUUGAAUGUGUGUCUUCCUUGCCUCAGAAGCGACCGUCUAUGAAGGAAGUAGUGCAAGUGUUGGAUAAAGUGAGUGUUUAGUUUGGUUUCUUCAAGCCGAAGUCGUUGGCAUUUGUAGAAAGUGUGUUUAUUACAUGUGUUGCUUACUCUACAGUCGUAUAAGCUGUGUAUUUCCUUCUAACUCUUUGUUUUUUUUUUGGUUAGUUAAUUAACCACCUUAAAUAAGCUUCGUUAGUUCAUUUAAAACUU
Messenger RNA from Eruca vesicaria subsp. sativa (arugula), 2623 nucleotides. Lineage: Eukaryota; Viridiplantae; Streptophyta; Magnoliopsida; Brassicales; Brassicaceae. The record is from the annotation of a GenBank genome assembly.